Octopus sinensis (East Asian common octopus) is the source of this 3085-nucleotide messenger RNA. RefSeq lists its product as uncharacterized. The transcript is spliced from 4 exons. Lineage: Eukaryota; Metazoa; Mollusca; Cephalopoda; Octopoda; Octopodidae. Gene Ontology annotation, biological process: regulation of apoptotic process. Bases 146 to 1786 code for a protein of 546 amino acids. The record is from RefSeq and is a predicted model, not a curated record.
GUGUACGUACAUCGAUAGCGUCGAACAGACGCAUUAAUAUUUGCCUGUAAUUUCAUGUACUGACACAUAUCAAGACGUAACUGAAAUACAUAUACACCAUUGCCUGUGUUUUGUAGAACAUCGAUUCAGCAUAGUAAAAGCGACAAUGAAUAAUUCACAGAAAGACAUCUUAAGAAAGUACAUAGGAUUCUUGGCUCAAAAUAUAAUAUGGACAAACGAUUUAUGCAAAGAGAUGGUCUGCCAGGAUCUGCUUACUAAUUCCAUGAUGGAGGAUAUCAAAGAAUCCUACAGCAAGCAAGAAAAAGUUACUAAACUUAUCGAGUGGUUAUGUAUCAGAGAGAAGAAAUCAUAUCACAAAUUCUGUGACGUGCUUCAGAUCUGUGGCCACACAUUUGUGGCAGAUUUUCUGAGAGACGAAGAAAGAGAAAACAAUCUUGUAGAUUUACAUCAAAUUUUUGAUAAUUCGUCUCUGUUGAAGAACAACGUAACUCAGGAGGAGAGGCAAAGACUGACAGGUUUCAUUACACAAAAGGUUAAAGAAUUAAAAUUAAUGUAUGCAUGGAAGAAAGAGAAUUCUGAGAAAGAGAAGAUGCUUGAAGUUAAAAAUCAACAACUGGAACAGUUUUAUGAAUUCAAAGUCCUCCUCAAUGCCAAAAAUACCGAAAUUGAAGAACUGAAAAAAAUAACCGAACAGUACAAAACUGAAUAUUGUAAUCUACAAUUAAAAAUAAACGCUUUUGAAAAAGAAAUUGCCAAUUUAAAAGCGAAACACACAGAAGAUCUAUUGAUACAAAUCCGGUCCAAUCAUGCAAAUGAAUCCACAAAAGAUCGAAUUGCAGGCAAAUUAAGAUUUGCUGAAAGUCUUCUUCGGAAUAUUCAUAAAUGCAUUUCCCAAACUAUAUCACUGAAACCGAGAACAAAAGAUACAGAAGAAAUUGCUUUAGUUGAAAAUGAAUUUGCAUUCCUGUGGGAAGAUUUUGAAAAUUUUCACAGAUCUUUUCUUGAGCUCAAGGAAAUUAAAAAACACUAUACAGAAAUGCAACAGGGGAAUGAAUGGAUUUUAACACAUAUGGGUUUUCGUCCACACGAGCAAAAUGCACCAAGUGUUGUAAAUGCUUAUAAAGAUUUUAUUUUUCGUUCAGAUGAGAAUAUAAUAAAUUUGAAAAAAGAUAUCUAUAUGAAGAACCAGCUUCUUCGUGACAAAAAUGCUCUGAUUCAAAGUCUAUUAUUGGAUACAGAAAUAAACUCUGAUAAUACACAACCAAAGAAAGUGCAUUCUUUAAGGGCACUUGCAAUGACUAUGAUUCGACAGCAAAUGACUGCAUCAGGGGCUGUCAUUCGAGAAAAUAAUGAAAAUGCAAAAAAAUCUGUAAAUAAUGCUGCCAAAGAAGGAAAUACUACGAAGAACAAACUAAAAGUACUGAGAAGAGGAUCCAAAAGAAAAGGAAAAACAGUUAAAGAGAUGAGAAAAAGUGAAGAAAGAAAUGCAGCAAAUAUAUCUUCUAGAAUUUGGAGUGAAAUAAAAGAAGAGAUAAAUGAAAAUGAUUCUAUACAAAAGAAAAUAUCUAGCUUACCGUCUAUUGAUCAUACUUUCUUUUCGUUGCCAAAUCCUCAUUAUCAGCAGCAGACCAAAAAGUUCAGCAUGAGAAAUGGCAAAAUGUCGAACAAUAUGUCACAUAAUUAUCAGUUACCAAUCAGGCAGUCUUCCACAUCUUUCCUUGACGGAUUGACUGCUAAUUCAAUAAAAAUUAUUGCAGGAAGACAGGGUAAAAAACGACUGGCUUAACUUUUACUACGCACUGAAAAGAAAUGCUAUCUUAUAUCUCUCAGCAAUACAGAUGUCGAUAUAAUUAAGAGAUAUGUGAAGUUAAUCACACGCAUUUUUUUUGCUACAUAGCGUUAGUAUAUUUGAUAACGUUCACCGAAUAACCGAAGGAGGUGAAUAUUGUUUUACCGGAUCAAAAGUUUUCCUUCGUGACAUAUAUUACAAAGUAAGUAUUACAUCUAAUUAACAAACUGUAUUGAAAUCUUUUCCGUAUGAUUCGUGCCAGCUUAGACGGAAUGUUUGCUAAGACAGAAAAUUCAAAACGUACAGAGAUAAAAAAGCACAUUUAAAAUACGCGAGUGUAAAUCGAGAAUACGUGCACACAUUUACAAAUACACUUACAGAAAUACACUGAAAUACAUAUCAUGAAAUCGUCGCAAGUUUAUUACCACUUGAUAAACUUUCAAUGAAUAUAUGAAUAUAAAUUCUAGACUCUAUUAAUAAAGAAGGAAGCAACCAGUCUGAUGUCCUCAAUAACCAUUUACUUAUUUAUUAGCCACAAAGGUUUAAAGACAAUGGAACACGAUAUUAAACGGUAGGUUUAUAUAAAAAACAUGCAGAAAGAAAACAAUAAAAAGCGAUAACAAAAAUACCAAAAGAAUAGUAUUCCUAUAAAGAAGAAAGCUACUUAUGCCCGAUCAAGAAACCGUACAGGUCCUAGAUUACUCUGACGAAACCAAAUGCUAAAUUGACCAGCACCACAAAGAAGCCAGACCUGUUAUCCACCUUCUCUAGGAUUUACCCUUUACUAUGAAAGUAGACAAGAAUAAAUCUCAAAACUGCAUUGGUCUGAACUUUUCGGAAGAUACGCGCCAAUUUCAUUCCUAAUGACUUGGCUAAAAUCUCAAAGUCUAUAAAAUUAUGUAUCAUAAUUAAAUAAAUUAUCUCUCCCUUUACUACGUUGUUUCUCAACAGUCUUACCAAUUCCGUCUUAUAGAUCUGCAUAUUCUCCCACUAGGAACAAUUUUACCAUUGAUAUAUGUAAAACUCAUACGAUUUACAGUCUUUGCCAUUCCUAUGUCAGUUGCUAUUACGAGGGCUUUCUGCUCUAUGCUAUAAAAUCUGUCUAGUGCCCCGAUAUGAUGUCAAAAUAAGCACUACACACGCUACAGUCUCUAUUUAACGUCCACCCCAGUUUAUCAAAAACCAAAUUUAGGACUUUGACACACCGUGCCUCUGUCACAAUGGAUGCAAAUAAAACGGAUUUCGUUCCUUUGUGUCUUGGCUCUAAGAACCUAACCUUCAUGUAAUACGUGUCGA